Molecule: messenger RNA, 1441 nt
Organism: Gastrolobium bilobum
Lineage: Eukaryota; Viridiplantae; Streptophyta; Magnoliopsida; Fabales; Fabaceae
Product: reticulon-like protein B2
Exons: 5
Coding region: 441-1205 (254 amino acids)
Source: RefSeq, a predicted model, not a curated record
GAAUUUAGUGACGGAUCCCGCAAAAUCCUACGUGUUGGAGAUCUGUGUGCUGAAAUGGGAUUUUUUUUGGUUUGUUGAGCUGCAUGACUUUUUUUGGAAUGGUCAUCGUCAUGCCACGCGUCCAAAUUAAAUAUAAUUUAAGUUUGCGCUUGCGAGAAAUGAGAAUAAAGUGUGGGUCAUUCGGGUGGGUCGCUUAUCCGAUUCCGGAUCCGAACAUUUUGAAUUUCGGGUCAGACACUUUUGAACGGCCAUGAUGGCAUCAAUUAAGAUUAAGAUUGCUCUCGCUAUUUAGAGAUCGAAACAUAAGGGAUACUUUAGCUUUUGCUUUUGCACAUUCUUGAGAAAGGGGAGUGUUUCUCAUUCCUUCCAGACGCUUCGAUUUGAAUUGAGUAUUUAGGGUUUUGGUUUAUCGGCGAUUGGAAUCGUGAGAUUUUUUAGACAUGGCGGAGCAUCACGAACACGAGGAACCAAAGGGUGAAUCACUGUUGGACAAGAUUUCGGGGAAGAUCCACGACCAUGAUUCGUCUUCUUCGUCGGAUUCCGACAACGAGAAAAGCAGCUCCUCUGCUCCCAUCAAGUCCAAGGUUUUCAGGCUCUUCGGCAGGGAAAGGCCACUUCACAAUGUCCUUGGUGGCGGAAAACCCGCUGAUGUUUUUCUAUGGAGAAAUAAGAAGAUAUCAGCAACGGUGCUCGGAGUUGCGACAGCUGUUUGGGUUCUGUUUGAAUUGCUUGAAUACCACUUCCUCACUUUGGUUUGUCACUUACUGAUACUUGCACUGGCGGUAUUGUUCUUAUGGUCCAAUGCAUCCACUUUUAUCAACAAGAUUCCACCGAAGAUCCCACAAGUGCACAUUCCAGAGGAACCUGUUUUGCAGUUUGCCUCUGCUCUUAGACUUGAGAUAAAUUGUGCUUUUGCUGUAUUAAGGGAUAUUGCAUCAGGAAGGGAUCUCAAGAAGUUUCUCUCAGUGAUUGCUGGAUUAUGGAUUUUCUCUAUACUGGGAAGUUGGGCAAAUUUCUUGACAUUGUUCUACAUAGCUUUUGUUUUGCUUCACACUGUACCCGUGCUUUAUGAGAAAUAUGAAAAUCAUGUGGACUCUUUUGCUGAGAAGGCAACUGCCGAGAUUAAGAAGCAGUAUGCAGUGUUUGAUGCGAAGGUUUUGAGCAAGAUUCCUAGAGGACCUCUGAAAGAUAAAAAGAAAGAUUGAAGUGAUUAAAUCAGGCUAUUACUAUUGUGCUGACAAAUAUGUCGUGUAGGGUUUCAUCAAUGUUAUGUUGAAUUCGGAUUCGUGAUCAGUUAAAACCCUAUCAUGUUAUAUUUUAUUAUUUUUGGGGUCACUUAGUUGACAAUGUGGAAGAAGUAUUUUUAUUUAUUUUUUCUGCUGCUUACCUGUACGCCUCAAAAAAUCCUGUAUGCUUAUGUAUGACUUGUUCUUGUGUUGUA